AUGGAUGAUUGUCUGCCUUUACUAGCAUGCAAAUCACCAGCAGGGCUCUUACAGCUGAAGAGACAGCAGUUGCAGAAGCUCUGUAAAAAGCUUGGUUUAAAGGCCAGUGGCAAGAAUGUUGAUCUGAUUUCACGGCUAUCUGAACAUAUCAAGGAACCCAUUGGAGAUGAGCCUGUGUCUCAUUCUCCACUUCCUCUUGUGGUAAAGGAAGAAGUUAGCUCUCCGUAUGAAGAAGAAUCUGAGUACCAUUAUGAAGCUGCUGCCUGCUACCAGCUUGGGGAACAAAGCAAAAUAAAGAGUGAGUGCUCACUGCUUCAGGAAGGUGACUCUGCCUGGUGCGUUGUUCACGGAAUGGAGAUUGAUGCUCCUGGCCAGAUCUGGUGCCCCCUGAUCCUGAAGAGUGGCCAAAUAUUAGUUGCUGCUGGAGAUGUCCUUGUCCCAUUUUACUUGACCCCCGCAGCUGUGGAGACGCCAGCCCACCUGGAGGACAACAGGAUCUGUGCAGAGUGCUUCGAAUUAAAUAAAAAGAAGAACUCUUUAAUACAGAUUUCCUGCUCCAAACAAUAUUCAGGUUGCUCCUCUUCCAAUAGCAGCUCCAGAUCAAAUCGAACAACAUUUGGCCGAUACUCUCCCCAGGAAGAUGAGGGCUAUGCAACAAAGGUGGAGAAACUCUUGCUGGAAAUUGCAAAUGGCGACAUGACUGUGGACCAGGCAUUUGGAUCAGGGAGACCGAAGGUGCUGCAUUCACCUAAAUGCUGAGACUGUUGCUGCUUGGUCUCUGUCCAACUUGUUUUUAAAUGAGUAACUGUCAAUGCAAGAACUAACUUACCAUGUAAU
Stegostoma tigrinum is the source of this 837-nucleotide messenger RNA. RefSeq lists its product as uncharacterized. The record is from RefSeq and is a predicted model, not a curated record. Bases 1 to 759 code for a protein of 252 amino acids. Gene Ontology annotation, molecular function: chromatin binding. NCBI's taxonomy places the organism in Eukaryota, Metazoa, Chordata, Chondrichthyes, Orectolobiformes, Stegostomatidae. Gene Ontology annotation, biological process: system development. Gene Ontology annotation, cellular component: nucleus. The transcript has 8 exons.